Molecule: messenger RNA, 7014 nt
Organism: Monomorium pharaonis (pharaoh ant)
Lineage: Eukaryota; Metazoa; Arthropoda; Insecta; Hymenoptera; Formicidae
Gene: CASK
Product: peripheral plasma membrane protein CASK
Exons: 22
Coding region: 1060-3921 (953 amino acids)
Biological process (GO): regulation of neurotransmitter secretion; protein phosphorylation
Cellular component (GO): cell-cell junction; plasma membrane
Molecular function (GO): signaling receptor binding; ATP binding; protein kinase activity
Source: RefSeq, a predicted model, not a curated record
UUUUAUGCAACCAGUCUUGCUUCGGAGCGAGCGAACCCACUGCCCCGGCCUUUGACAGACGGGGUAACGUGUGCAGUGCCAUAUCGUUAUUGUCCGCCGUCGUCCGUCGGCCGGUCUCUCCGCCCGUGUCGUGCGUGCGCCCGCGGUCUCAACGGCGCGCGAGGGGGACCUGACGAUUCCGGGAUUCCCCGCCGCGGUUUUUGAGGCAGGUCACGACGGACCCUGCCUACGAGCCUGGCGUAACAUCCUACCGCCGCCGUCCGUUUUCCCGUGCGCGCUGUGACUUUGCCGGCGAGGCGAAGACGAGAGCGAGAGCGAGGAGGACUCGGCGCGCCUCGAAAGGCGACGACGAGACGGUGGUGGUCGCCCGUUGUAUUGUAUAUCGCUCCCCUUGCCAGAGCUGCGCCACACGUACGAGUCACGAUCGCACCCCGUAGUGGUAACAGUGUGUAGGCUCGUGUCUGCCGAGAGAGUGUCAGUGCGACGGCGGUCGGUGGUGUCUCGACACAUAUACACACACACACAUACACGGGUGUUGGUAUUAUCCGCGUGUACUGUGUGUGCGUGCGUGCGUGCGUAUGUGCGUGACGUGUGCGUAAAGGCAGGAGAGUGCGACCGCGGGCCGGUGGUGAGCGUGCAAGAGAGAGGGACGGGCGCGACAGCGAUGCGGCCGUGAAUCCUCGAUACGUGGCUACGUUCACGCCGCGUGUACUCCGCACGGCGCAACGACAACAACGACAACGACAACGACGUCGAGGACGACAAAGACGUCGACGACGACGACGACGACGACGGAGACGGAGACGGCGACGGCGACAACGACGGUGGCGGCGGCGGCGACGGCGGCGACGACGACGGCGGUGACGACAACAACGACGUCGACGUACACGACAACGUUGGUCGGGCAGCUACGAUCGGAGCGACAGAAAAAGGCGCGCACUUACACGCGCUCCGAAUUAUCACGCAUUCACAUAACCGCAACGCGUCUUCUGACGCGUGCAGGUUCCUAGCUCGGUCGACUUCUUCGACCACCUCCUCCUCCUCCUCCUCGUCGUCACUAUGGCGGACGACGAGGUUCUCUUCGACGAUGUUUACGAGCUCUGCGAGAUUAUCGGCAAAGGACCAUUCAGCGUCGUUCGGAAAUGCAUUCAUCGUCACACCGGGCAGAUUUUUGCCGUAAAAAUCGUCGAUGUCGCGAAGUUUACCUCUAGUCCUGGGCUCAGCACUGCGGAUUUGAAACGAGAAGCUACAAUAUGCCAUAUGUUAAAACAUCCACAUAUUGUAGAACUGCUGGAAACCUAUAGUUCUGAAGGAAUGUUAUACAUGGUAUUUGAAUAUAUGGACGGCUCUGAUUUAUGCUUCGAGGUCGUAAGACGAGCAACUGCUGGAUUCGUAUAUAGCGAGGCAGUUGCGAGUCACUAUAUGCGACAGAUCCUCGAAGCGUUGCGUUACUGCCAUGAGAAUGACAUUAUUCAUCGUGACCUGAAGCCGCAGUGCGCCCUUCUGGCUGGUAAGGAAAAUUCUGCCCCGGUGAAGCUGCGCGGUUUCGGCGUUGCCGUACAACUCCCGACCUCGCAGUCUAAUGGCGUUGGCCUGAUCUCUUCGAGCUGUAAUUUCCCUUUUGAGGACCUGACCGACGCCGAGGAUUCGUUAGUGAGCGACACGGAGGACAAUAUCGGUCGAGUCGGAUGUCCACACUUCAUGGCGCCGGAAGUGAUCCAACGACGACAAUAUGGGAAACCCGGUGACGUCUGGUCGGCCGGAGUGCUGCUGCAUGUCCUGCUAACUGGUACACUUCCGUUUGUCGGAUCUCGAGACAGGCUGCGAGAAGCGAUCUGUCGGGGGCGGGUGCAGAUGGAGACACCACUCUGGGAUCCCAUCAGCGAGCCAGCGAAAGACCUCAUACAGAGAAUGCUCACGACCGACGUAAAUCAUAGGAUCACUAUCCAGGAGGUUCUCAAUCAUAAGUGGCUCAGAGAUCGUGAUAAGGGCGCAGCCCGUAUACACUUAGGUGAUACUAUAGAAGAGCUUAAGAAAUUCAAUGCGAGGCGAAAACUGAAGGAUGCCGUAAAAGUAGCCGUCUCUUCGUCGAAAUGGCACGCUCCGUAUUCAGAAGCUAAUGGCGACAAUUUCUCUGACGUUGGCGAUGACGAGAUAACUACAGGCGCUGUAGCUGAAAUUUUGGAUUGCUUGGAUGACAUUGAGAUUCUCGAGGAAAGUGAUAGACUAUUGCGAGCAGAAGUUAUUAACACCAUCGAUGAUCAUCGACUUCGAGCUAUCUUGGAGCUUUAUGACAGAAUCUCAGGUCGUGUACCAGCGCAGUAUCGAGCACCGCAAACAGAUGCGGUCCAACGUGCUCGCGAGGUUGAAGAGAUUCUUCGGGAAGCUGAGCAUUCGGCGGUACGAAAUAUUGAUAGAGCCGAUCUUCGAGAACUUCAUGAAUUAUUGGUUCAGCCGCAUAUGAGGGCACUUCUACAAGCUCACGAUGUUGCCGGCCACGAGGUCUACGGCGAGGAAGCCACCAGGGUAACGCCACCGCCGCUCCUCACGUAUUUAAAUGGCGGCGACGAUCUCGAAGGACAAAACGGCGAUUUAGAUGAGAAAAUCACUCGCGUUAGACUGGUGCAGUUCCAAAAGAACACGGACGAGCCGAUGGGAAUUACGCUAAAAAUGAAUGAGGACGGGCAAUGCUUCGUGGCGCGGAUUAUGCACGGUGGGAUGAUCCAUAGACAAGCCACUCUUCAUGUUGGCGAUGAAAUUAGAGAGAUCAACGGUAUACCAGUUCAGAAUCAAUCCGUUAAUGCCUUGCAAAAGAUUCUGCGGGAGGCACGUGGAUCGGUGACUUUCAAGAUCGUGCCGUCGUACAGGAGUGCGCCGCCCCCCUGCGAGGUACAAUUGUUCAGGAUUAAGCCUCUGCCAGUGUUAAUUUUCGUUCGAGCGCAGUUCGACUACGAUCCGCUGGAGGACGAACUCAUACCAUGCGCGCAGGCUGGGAUUGCUUUUAAGACCGGUGACAUUCUGCAGAUUAUCAGCAAGGAUGAUCAUCAUUGGUGGCAAGCGCGGAAGGAUAACGCGGCUGGUUCCGCGGGUCUUAUCCCUUCGCCUGAACUUCAGGAAUGGCGCAUCGCUAGCAUGUCUAUGGAGAAGAACAAGCAAGAACAAGAUGCUGAAGGAGAAGGUGGAUGUUCUUCUCACACCGAAGGCUGCGACGGCUCGACAGUAAAUUGCUCAAUAUUCGGCCGGAAAAAGAAGCAAUACAAGGAUAAAUAUCUUGCAAAGCACAACGCUGUUUUUGACCAGCUGGACCUGGUAACCUACGAAGAGGUCGUGAAGCUUCCUUAUCCUGCCUUUCAACGGAAAACUUUAGUAUUAUUGGGAGCACAUGGCGUCGGUCGACGACAUAUAAAAAAUACAAUUAUUUCCAAGCAUCCCGAUAAAUACGCUUAUCCUAUUCCGCAUACAACGAGGCCUCCACGAAGUGACGAAGAAAAUGGUCGUAACUAUUAUUUCGUAUCACAUGAUGAAAUGAUGGCAGAUAUAGCUGCUAAUGAAUACCUCGAAUACGGUACACAUGAAGAUGCUAUGUACGGGACAAAGCUAGAAACUAUUCGCAAAAUUCAUGAAGAAGGCAGAAUGGCCAUAUUGGAUGUUGAACCGCAGGCACUGAAAGUUUUACGGACUGCUGAAUUUGCACCUUACGUCGUUUUCAUUGCUGCACCAGCAUUUGCAAACGUUACGGAUUUCGACGGUAGUUUGGAGCGUCUGGCAAAAGAGUCGGACAUGCUGAAACAGGCGUACGGGCAUUUCUUCGACUUGACCAUCGUAAACAACGAUCUCGACGAGACCAUCGCCCAGCUGGAGGCCGCGAUUGAGCGCGUCCACACGACACCACAAUGGGUGCCCGUCUCUUGGGUCUACUGACAGCGGUCUUCGCCGAUUCGUCACAUCGUCACCACGGACUGUAACGGUUCAUCGAGGAUGAAACAGUGAUCGCUGGCGCCGUGACGAUCAUCGUACCACGGUCGUCCCUCUCGUUGCGAAGGUACGUCAACAGCUACCGGUGUUCAGCAGGAAUAUGCCAAGGUCACCCACGUCACGCCAAUACACGUGGAACGUACCAGCAAACGUACCAGCAAACGUAACCGCCGCCGAUCGGCUCGACGGUGAAAACGAUCGAAGUGCGUGACUAUACGAUGGCCGUGUGUUCAUGAAUUUUUUUCCAUUGCUGCGUAUUGUUAUUACCAGUUACGGGAUACGAGAGGGAGACCAGUGAUGUAUCGAUAGUCAUCCUAAUGUCGAUUGAGCAUUGCCACGGCGACCAUCUGCUCACCGAAGCGUUGGACUAUCCAGAAAUGGAAUGUGUCAUCAUCGAGCACGACGAAGAUCAGUGUGACGGCAAGGAUCGUCACGUGCGUCUAAAAACGGACGCUUUUUUCGCGGACCACCAACUCUCUCCUGCAUCUCCUUCUCCCUCCGUUCCGUCUUCCUCUCCCUCAAAAUUUCAGAGAUUAAAGGAUAAGACAAGAAGCACCGAUCAGCUGGGAACUUCUCUUAAACGAGACUGUUGAACGAAUGCGUUGUCUUUCUCUUCUACUUCGCGCAGUCUGUCGCUUUUUUCGACACAUUCCUGGCACGAUUUCGGCGAAUUCGUACACGAAUUUCUUGCAGUUCGCACACUUAAUGCAAUCGCGUUUACUAUGAACGCGAACUAAUGUGCAGUGAUACGGUAACGCGAUAACAAGCAUCAAAGCAUGUCGCGCAGAAUGUGGAAAAACAAACGAGAAACAAUAUAGCCGUUCGUACUUCACGCAGACAUCAAUCGAACGACUGCAUCUUCGUACCCUUUACUUGCGGAAUCUAUCGAUUUUCCGUAAACUGUACUUGCCUCCUAUCGUACUUUAUCGUAAUUACUUAAUGAAAAGAAAAGCUAGAGAUCGUGCGGCAUGGCAGUGCCCAUGAAUACAUAUAUACAUAUAUGUAUAUAUCUGUGUAUAUGUGUGUGUGUAUGUAUACAUAUAUAUUAUGUAUGUAUAUAUAUGCGUAUGUAUAGCGAAAAACGAAGGUCUUGUCGCAAUAAUCGAAAUCCACGUUUCUCUGAUUGUUCAGCUAAAAGAGAGAAAGAAGAUAAAAUAUGAACUGGUGUGCUGCCGGCCGUCCGUCAUUUAAUUGUAACUUUAAGCAGUAGAGAAUUUCGCCGGUUUCGUCUAGUACUUCUGCUAAUAUCUAAAGAGUGUUCAUCUCUUGUCGCGGCUACCUCUACCGCGGCGAGAUCUAUGCGUAUGCGCGAGCGCUUCUUUUGCCUUUUAUAUCUUUUCCGAUCGAUUCUCGUUUCUUUUUUGUCUUCCUCUCUUUUUCACUUUCUCUCUUUCUCUAUCACUCACUCUAAUCAUUCACCAAGCUUCUUUCACCUUUCUACUUUUGACAAUCGAGACCGCCGUGCACUCGCCCAUCAUUCGUCGCUAUCGUUACUCACGUGACAUUCCCGGUCGUAAAAUCAAAGAUGCACCGCGUCGACUGACGAUCUUGUAUUUUCUGUACGCAGACACACGAAACCGUACCGCACAUCCCGGACGAAUGCACGGACGGCGGAUACCGCUCCGGCAGUGAGAAUUAUACAGGUGGCUUAUUCUGGAGCACUUGUAUGAUUGAUUAAGUUCGUACAAAGCAUACACACACAUUCACACGUACACACAUGCACGCACGCAUGCACGCAAGCGCACACCCACAUACAUACAUAUAUACAUACGUACAUACAUACACAUAUGGGCACACGUCAAAACUACAAUGUCACUCGGUUCGUAUUACUUACACCCUCGUACAAAAGCGCAUAAUCGAAUGACGAACAAAAAAUGCGGAUUUAUUAUAGGAUAUUUAUAAAACGUAAAAUUCAGAUAAAUAGAUAGUUUACCAACUAUAUGAAAUAAAUAAUGAGGACAACACAUCUCUUCAGUAAAGAGACACACACGUACAUUCACGCAUCCUUACACCCACACAACUACUCACAUACCUAUACACACACAUGUAAUACACACGCACAUAAUACAUACGCACGCAAUCGCAUGCGCGCGAGUGCAGGUUUACAAUAUACAGAUUUAACAAUUAGGUAAUUAAUUUACAAAUAAUUAAAAAAAUUAAAUGUAUGACUAAUUAAUAUUAAAGAAUUAUUAGGAGACUAAUAGGUGAUUUGCAUAUGCAUAUAUGCCCGUAGAACGAAGGAAUGAAUGCGUGUGUAUAUGUGGACGUGGUGUGACAGUUGAACAUUGCAUUUAUCGCGAAUCUGUUUGAGUUUUGGCUUCAGUCAAUCUGUCCCUCUCUGUCUCUCUCUCGGUCGCCGCAACGAUCUCGAAACAUAUAGACGAAUUUAUAGACUCGUGUCUCACUCCCCCAAUGCGUUCUUCCUAUUAUGCGUGAUCACGACAGGACGAUACGAAGCCGGUCGUGGCAGAAGCGCUCGAUUAUUAUAUAUUUCAGAAACGCAUAUAAACGAAGGGGAGGAUCGCGACGUCUCGUCGACGCAAUGUCAUGUUUGCGAGGACCAGUGAUUCGGACAGAUUUGAUUUUCACAAAGCCAGAUGUGAAUUUGCCGAGUAAUACUCGUGCGAUAAAAAGAAAAGGAUUGCCCGUCGGUGUGAUAGCGUUUGUAUGCGAAAACGCGUGGAGCAUGAGUCACAAGUGAUUUUGUAAUAUUUCUUAUAAGUUGUAGCUGCCAUAUCCAUAAUUAAGUAUUAGGUGCGUUGAGUGAUAAUCUGACGACGACUGUUAUGCUAAUGAUAGUGAUGAUAACAAUGACGACGAUAAUGAUGAUAAUGAUGACGGUGAUCGUGAUGACCGUACGUGCUGCCGCACGUAUGUCUCAGUUAAUUUGGAUGAUUUGUGCUAAGAUAUUGAGAGAGACGACGGGUCUAAAGAAAACAAUAAAAAGUUCAUUACAAUUAUGUAAUUAUAAAUAAGAGGAAGAGACGAAGAAUAUUAUAACACGUUGUUAAUUGAAUUAAUAAAAUUAGCCCAAAGUAA